AUGGAGCGGCUGGCUAUGAUCAGCCGGAGCGGGGAAGGCGAUUCUGACAAUGACACGUUGAAAGACUACGAAGUACAACAAGAGUUUUGGGAAUAUAUUGAGGAACAUAUCAACGCGUAUAAAGUCUCCAACCCAUUCCCUCCCACUCUGAACGACGAUAGCUCAUCCUCACUUUCCUCGAGCCAGAACGAAACUCUUACAAACAUCCUUUUAAUGCUGCGGAAGCUGCGUGAAGGCGUCCUCGCCUCCCACCGCGUAGACAGCUUCGCUGUAGGCGUAUACGAGACCUCCGUCUCAGUGGCUAUCUACUGCCAGGAAGACAAAGCACUAUCGAGUAUAUUCGGGCGUCUGGUACCUGAACUAUAUGACCUGCAUGAAGAUGCGGAGCUUGCAGCGGCGUUCCUAUAUCUCCUAACCACCAAGCCUCGUGGUCAGAAGCUCUCCUCUCCGCUCCGACAGCGAACGCCGAGCCGUGACGACUACACUGCUGUUUAUCUAUUGCAUCUUCUCGUUACGGGCUACCCUUCUCAACGCGAUUUCCUUCUCCGAUCAAAGGUUCUCCUCAUGCGGACUUCGCCUCAUUUCCAACUCGUUGCGGCAACCGCUGCCAACAUUCGCCAGGGCAAUUACUGGGCAUUAGCGCAGCUGGUACUUCAUUGUCUGCCUACUCGAAACGACCUGAUACAGCGUAUGAUGGUUGCCAUCCUAGCGAAGACAAGACAGCGAACAUGGGCGACACUAAAGGUUGCGUAUGUGCAACUUCAGCUCGACCACCGGCAUUGGCUUUGCUCUGCUCUUGGGUUUGAGAAAACCACAAGUGUACAAAAGUUCAUGGCCGAGCGGGUAAAGCGAGGCGAGGUGAUGGAGAAGGAGGGAAAGGAACCGACAUGGACCAUCGUAAAGGCCGCUAAAGGGAAGACCUGA
Messenger RNA from Dacryopinax primogenitus, 924 nucleotides. RefSeq lists its product as uncharacterized. The transcript is spliced from 4 exons. Bases 1 to 924 code for a protein of 307 amino acids. The record is from RefSeq and is a predicted model, not a curated record. NCBI's taxonomy places the organism in Eukaryota, Fungi, Basidiomycota, Dacrymycetes, Dacrymycetales, Dacrymycetaceae.